This is a messenger RNA of Halichondria panicea, 2509 nucleotides long. RefSeq names its product kinesin-like protein KIF2A. The record is from RefSeq and is a predicted model, not a curated record. Gene Ontology annotation, molecular function: ATP binding; microtubule motor activity; microtubule binding. Gene Ontology annotation, biological process: microtubule-based movement. The transcript is spliced from 22 exons. Bases 69 to 2297 code for a protein of 742 amino acids. NCBI's taxonomy places the organism in Eukaryota, Metazoa, Porifera, Demospongiae, Suberitida, Halichondriidae.
GCUUUAAUUAGGAAUAUAAUGGGCAUUAUUUAGAAACGUGGCAAAUCCUGCUAACAAGCUCGAAAGAAAUGGAUUUGAACAUUCUCACUGUUGGUACCUCCGUCAACAUAAAGAGGAGCAAUGGGAGAGUACACAGUGCUGCUGUGAGCAGUGUGGACAAAGAGACCAAUUAUGUGUCAGUCGAAUGGUAUGAGAAUGACGAAACUAAAGGAAAAGAGGUAGCCUUCCAGCAGAUAUACGAGCUUAACAAGGAGCUCUUUGUGAAGCCUAAGCAGGUACCCAACCUCAAGCCUGUCGAGGUCAAGGUUCAAAAGUCAGCAGCCGACAGGAGGACUAUUGCCACACCUCAGAUGGUGCAACGUCCUCAGAGAGCAGUGUCCGAUAAUGUCCGAGCUGGCACUCCUCCCAAUGGCAAGAAACCCGGGAAAAAUAACUCUGGGAUACCGGUGAGAUCUAACGAGACGGCCCCUCCCCCUUUACGAGGGAGGAGUGCAGACAGUAUCGAGCAGCAGGUACCACGACAACCCAUUGUCAAAGCACAGAGCAGACUGGCAGAGGUGCAACAAGAAGUGGCAGGUGAAUCUUCCAAGGAUAAACCUUCCGUGGUGAAGUCCCGCAAGUCCAACUGUGUGAAGGAGGUAGAGAAACUCAAGAAGAACAGGGAAGUGAGAAGAGCUAAACAAGCUGAACAAGUGGCUAUUAGAAAUGAGGACUAUGACCCAACCAACCCCAACUGGGAGUUCUUGAAGAAGAUACACGACUUCCAGUCCACCAUUCAAAUACAGCCACUCUCAGGAGAGGAAGCAGUUGUGUCACAGAAGAUCUGUGUGUGUGUCCGCAAGAGACCUCUGAACAAGAAAGAGACAGGUCGGAAGGAGGUGGAUGUGAUCACAGUUCCAGACGUGUCCAGUACAUACGUGCAUGAGCCUAAGACCAAAGUUGACCUCACCAAGUACAUUGACAACCAGAGAUUUGUGUUUGACUACUCCUUUAACGAGAAUGUGACAAAUGAAACAGUCUACAAGUUCACUGCCCAGCCCUUGGUACACACGAUAUUUGAUCGAGGAAUGGCCACAUGCUUUGCUUACGGACAGACAGGCAGUGGAAAAACACAUACAAUGGGUGGAGCAUUCGAUGGCAAGGAGCAAGACGCCACCAGAGGAAUAUACGCACUAGCAGCUGCUGAUGUGUUUCUGCUCAACUCUCAGCCAGGCAAUGCCAAGAAGGGCUUGUCAGUGAGUGCCAGCUUCUUUGAGAUCUACAGUGGGAAGCUGUUUGAUCUCCUCAACGUCAAGGCUAGACUCAGAAUACUCGAGGACGCCAAACAACAAGUCCAGGUGGUUGGACUGACUGAGGACAACGUGAAGAGUGUGGAGGAUGUGCUGGCACUCAUUCAAACAGGUAACAAGUGCAGGACCUCGGGUACCACAUCAGCCAAUCAGAACUCAUCACGCUCUCAUGCUGUCUUCCAGAUCAUCCUCAGGAAAAGAUCGAAUGGAAAGAUGUUUGGCAAGUUCUCCCUGAUAGACUUGGCUGGCAACGAGAGAGGAGCAGACACUGCCAGUGCUGACAGGAAGACAAGAAUGGAAGGAGCUGAGAUCAACAAGAGCUUGCUGGCACUCAAGGAAUGUAUUCGGGCUCUUGGUCGUCAAGGUGCACAUUUACCCUUUCGAGGAAGCAAACUGACACAAGUAUUGAAGGAUUCCUUUGUUGGAGAUAAGUCUAGAACCUGUAUGAUUGCCAUGAUAUCUCCUGGUCUCAACAGCUGUGAGCAUACUCUUAAUACAUUGCGGUAUGCCGACAGAGUGAAGGAGCUAAAGAGCAAUGCCCUCCCUCUAGCCCUGCCCUCUGAGGAGGAGAGUCAGGCGGCGGCUGGUAGACAGGACCCUCAGGACGAUGGGAGACCACCACCCAUGGAGAAUGACUUGCAUUACCUGCACAGGAGCCUGCAGCAUGAGGAUGGUUCUGUACUGGACAUGGACCGCUCUAGUGACUUGCUCCUGUUCCACGAGGCCAUCAAUAACCUGGUGGAGAGUGAAGAGCAGCUAAUCGAGGAGCACAAGAGCAUCAUCCAGGCGGACCAGUACCUAUUGGAGGAGGAGGCACAGCUGCUGCAGUAUGUGGGGGAGGUUGACCAUGACAUUGAAGAGUACGUCACUCACAUGGAGAGGAUUGUCAGUGAGAAAGUUGAGCGCCUUUCAAGGUUCAAAGCUCGCAUACAGGAUCUGAAACAGCGCCUCCAAGAUGAAGAGAGUGCAAGCAGAAACGUCAAAGUUGUUCCAAAGAAAAAACUAUAGAGCCGUGCCCAAUCUAGAUGUGUGUGUGUACUAGCCUUAGCACCUUAUUAUAUUUAUCUGCAGGUGCUAUUAUAUAGACUCUGUGUUCACAAACAGUUUUACUCAUGGUGUUCAGUCCCACCCACUUAUAUUAUAGUCUGUCACAUGUACAGUUCUUACUCCUGUUGUGAAUUAAGGCAUUGUCUUGUUAAAUAUAUCAUUCUGCAAUUUAA